Molecule: messenger RNA, 801 nt
Organism: Necator americanus (New World hookworm)
Lineage: Eukaryota; Metazoa; Nematoda; Chromadorea; Rhabditida; Ancylostomatidae
Exons: 1
Coding region: 1-801 (266 amino acids)
Source: RefSeq, a predicted model, not a curated record
AUGGUGCUAGGACUGGGAUUUACCCGAUCUCAGGCCUGUAUUUCAACGCGAAGAUCGACGCGAUUGUCAAAAUACUCAACCGCCAAGCUGACGACGUCAACAAAAAAAUGGAUCUGCUACUGGAAAGAAAAAAACAGAAGUCGAGUUGUGUCUUCUGCUCGUUCGAAGAUAACAAGGAUAACCACCCGACUGGACAAUGCUGCAGAUAUCCGGAUCCCGUCUCACGUGCGGUACAAGCGUCCAACCUGCAACUAUGCAACAGAUGCCUUCAACCUCGUCACGUGGAAGACUGUGGAAUCUCGUGCACAUUCUGCGCUUCUACUCAUAAUGUGCUUCUAUGCCCGAACAAACCAUCUGCGUCUUCCACCUACAAGCGGCGCAAAAUUUGAAAUCUCAUCGCCGCCCCGCAGGAGAGGUGCCCUGGUUGACUCAACCACUGCAAUUCUCCCUCCCUCCCUUUUACGCUGGCGUCCGUCGCCCUCCAUUCUUCUUGCUGUCGCCUCGUGCUGUCGUCAUAACUACUAUAUUCAAUCGCCUUCCAGUUGCCGAUGCUGCCAGUAUUCAGUCGCCUGUCACCUACGUUCAACCCUCGUCAGUAUUCGUCAGUUCCUCCGUCAGUUUGAUUCUCUGGCUGUAUUCAUGUGUCUGACUCGUUUCGCCGUCGCUAACGAUCGAUGGACCGAUGGCCACUCGAGGAAAGAUGCCGAGCGAGUCGAGGAACACAUCAAUCGCGGCUGGGAUUAUGAUCAACAGCAGCAUACGGUAACAGUUAGUUCCGAAAGAUCUUCGACAGUUCUAUAG